AUGGAUAUGGAAGGAAAAGUGCCCACUUCGCCCCCGAACGCUGCAGCCGGAUCGAAUACUGGUGGUAAGGAACAGAUCCAACAUCCCAAAAACACUCAAGCUGGAGAACGCAAAGAGUACAAGCAGUACAACGAAGACGGUAUUGUCAACAAGUUCCACGAAUCUCGAGGAGAAGCCGAGGCUAAGGCUGAUCCUAACAGAGACUAUGCGACACAGACGAUAAUCAAAGACGUCAAAGUAGUUAAAGGGACUCAGCAAUGA
Molecule: messenger RNA, 261 nt
Organism: Cylicostephanus goldi
Lineage: Eukaryota; Metazoa; Nematoda; Chromadorea; Rhabditida; Strongylidae
Source: the annotation of a GenBank genome assembly